AUGGUCGUCGGCCACUUCCCGCUCCAAAACAAAACCUGCGUAAUCACCGGCGGCGGAAGCGGCAUCAACCUCGCCUUCGUCAAACUCGCCGUAGAAAAACAUAACUGUCGCUGCUUAAUCGCCGACCUAAAACUCACUCCCGAAGCCGAAAAUCUCUGCAAGAAACAUCCAAACCUGAUAGCGUUCACGCGUUGCGAUGUGACGAAGUGGUCGGAUCUUGAAGCCUUGCCGAGUCAACUAAAAGUAAGUAAAAAAGAAAUCGAUCGAAGAAAGAGAGAGCAACACAUCUGGAUCGCCGGCGCCGGCAUCUUCGACGGAAGCGCCUUCUUCUACAACGACCCCAAAGACACCACCAGCUACCUCUCCCUCCGCAUCAACGCCGAACACCCCAUCAAACUCACCCGAAUCGCCAUGCGCAGCGCCUGUGCCGCGAACCGACCCGCCGUGAUUUUGAUCGUCUCCAGUCUCGCGGGGAUAUGUGGCCAAUACGCUUCGGCACUGUACUGCGCGUCGAAACACGCGGUCGUGGGCUUUACGAAAUCGAUGAUGCAGGCGGAUCGGGAUGAGGAUGUGAAGGUUGUGUGUAUUUUGCCGGGGAUGGUGGCGACGCCGCUUUGGACGGGGAGGGAGGCGAGGAGGGAGUUUGAGCAGUUUGGGUAUAGUGAGGAGCAGUGUUUGAGUGCGGAGGAGGUGGCGGAGGGGAUGAGGGAGAUGAUUGUGAGUGAGGAGUGGGAGGGGGGCAGUUUGAUGGGGAUUGAGAAGGGGGGUGGGGGGUUGAGGCAGAGGUUGGAGAGUAGGCAGGGGAUUGAUGUUGAGGGGGAGGGGAUGGAGGGGUGGGUUGAGCAUGCGUAUGAGCCGAUCCGGGCUGUGUUGAGGAGGGAGAGGGGGGUGAAGUUGUGA
Pseudocercospora fijiensis CIRAD86 is the source of this 900-nucleotide messenger RNA. RefSeq lists its product as uncharacterized. Gene Ontology annotation, cellular component: cytoplasm. The record is from RefSeq and is a predicted model, not a curated record. Gene Ontology annotation, molecular function: oxidoreductase activity, acting on the CH-OH group of donors, NAD or NADP as acceptor. Bases 1 to 900 code for a protein of 299 amino acids. NCBI's taxonomy places the organism in Eukaryota, Fungi, Ascomycota, Dothideomycetes, Mycosphaerellales, Mycosphaerellaceae. The transcript has 2 exons.